GCUCGCGCUUAUAGGCGUCGGAUUUUAGAGCGAAGUGACAGACUGGAAUCGAGAGAUAAGGGAGGGAGACCGCGCGGAUCACACUCAUCUGCUAGAGGAAGCCUAAACCGUUUCAGCUAUCGGACUUUUUUUUUUUUUUUUUUUUUUACUAUGAGAAAGGAUGCUGGAUGAGGCACCAGGGGAGAGACAUUCCCUCAUCAUCCGGAUUCGAGUCAGCACGCGCCCCGUUUAAUUUUGUCUAGAUAGGCUCGCGCGUAAAAAAGAAAGGAAACGAGAGAGAGAGUGAGAGUGUGUGUGAGAGAGAAGGGUAGGGAAGAAUGUUCCGAGGAUGAUUUCAGCUAAGAAAACUCCAGAGAAGAGCCGCUACCGCCUCCAUUAUCUCGUUUGGCACAACAAACACCGGCAGUUGGAGAAAGAGCUCUCGGCGAGCGAGCAGGUGGACGUGGAGGUGGUAGACCCUCACGGUCGCACUGCUCUGCAUCUGGCUGUGACCCUUAGCCACCUGGAGUGUGCCCGAGUGCUACUGCACUAUGGCGCCGAUGUCAGCAAAGAGAACGGCAACGGCUGGACAGUUUUGCAGGAAGCCAUCAGCCUGCGUGACGCUGAGCUGGUGCGGUUGGUGUUGUGUCACCGAGACUAUCAGCGCACGAUGAAGAGACUGGCAGGCAUCCCAAGACUACUAGAAAGACUUCAACAGGCACAAGACUUUUAUGUGGAGAUGAAAUGGGAGUUUACAAGCUGGGUGCCACUUGUGUCUCGAAUCUGCCCAAGCGACACAUAUCGAGUGUGGAAAAGUGGCCAGUGCCUUCGAGUAGACACAACACUCAUGGGGUUUGAGCAGAUGACUUGGCAGCGCGGCAACCGCAGCUUCAUCUUCAAGGGACAAGGUGACAAUUCCAGCGCCAUGGUUAUGGAGGUGGACCAUGACAGACAGCUGGUGUUCUGUGAGACACUCCCAUGUAUCCCUUCCUCUCCCUCCUCACGACUUCAAAGCAGUGCUCUUAGUCUAUUGGGUGUUCUACAGCCCACUGAUGAGCAGGUUGCUGCCCGGCUCUCUGCCCCAGUGGUCACAACGCAGCUAGACACCAGGAACAUCGCUUUUGAAAGGAACAAGACGGGCAUUCUCGGCUGGCGAAGUGAGAAAACAGAGGUGGUGAAUGGCUAUGAAUCCAAGGUGUACUGCGCCUCCAAUGUAGAGCUGAUCACCCGAACACGGACUGACCACCUCACCGAACAGCACAAAGCCAAACCCAAAAGUAGUAAAACACCACUGCAGUCCUUCCUGGGCAUUGCAGAGCAGCAUAUGGGAACUAACAAUGGGCAAACAAUGGUGACCCAGAUGUCAUGCCCUGUGAUGAACAGCAGAACCAUGACAGCGGAGGAAUAUUUUAAUCCAAAUCUAAGUCACCACCACAGAGAUAUUGGUCAGCCUUGCCAUCUUACCACCAAAACACAAAGGUUCAAAGCCAAGCUGUGGCUGUGUGAGGCCCAUCCUUUAUCCCUGGCUGAGCAAGUGGCUCCCAUUAUAGACCUCAUGGCCAUCUCUAAUGCCCUGUUUGCUAAGCUCAGAGACUUCAUCAACCUGCGUCUGCCUCCAGGCUUUCCCAUUAAGAUAGAGAUCCCCAUCUAUCACAUCCUAAAUGCACGCAUCACCUUUGGGAACCUGAACGGCUGUGAAGACGGGGGAGUGGGCCGAACAGAGGGAGAUGUGGUUGGACAGAAAGACAGUCCCAGGACAGAGACACCAUCUCCCGGCAGUGACUCAUCCAGUGUGUCAAGCUCCAGCUCGACUAAUUCAUGCCAUGGGGGUGAAAUUCCAGCAUCUGUAUUUGAAGCACCACGAGGUUACAGCAUUCUUGGAGGAAACCAGAGAGAAGCCAUGCGUGAGGAGGAGGAUGACCUGCUACAGUUUGCCAUUCAGCAGAGUCUGCUAGAAGCAGGGUCUGAGUACGACCAGGUGACAAUUUGGGAGGCCCUGACAAACAGUAAGCCAGGAACUCAUCCCCUCUCUUGUGACCCCAGCCGUCUGGAAAGAACUCCACAACAUAAGUCCAGCCCUGACUCCAGCACAGGCAGCACACCAACCAAUGAGGCGCCACACAGCUACGAUGAGCAGCUACGGCUGGCAAUGGAGCUGUCAGCACGUGAACAGGAAGAGGCGGAACUCCGGCAGCGACAAGAGGAAGAGGAGCUUCAGCGCAUCAUACAGCUGUCACUCAUGGAGAAGUGACAGGAAUAUAAGCAAGCCAAAAAAAUUCUAAUAAAAAAAAAAUAUCCAGGGGUAGGAGAGCAUAUGCAGCGAUAGUCAACCGUGAACUGCAAUUCUCUCCUCUCCCGUGUUUAGCCACUUCUCCUCCAGCAGCCUGUUUAAAGCUCAAGGAUCCAACGGUCCAAUAUUCACAGAGAUCUGUCUCUGGCCAUUUUUUUUACAAGUUUACAACCACAAUCUACUCAGCUCAUGGGCAGUCAACUGACAGACAUCAGACAAGUGUAUAUUAUUCAGCAGACCUGUACUCUUGUUUCUUUUCAGGCAAUUCAACAGAGCUCACAGCUCUGUCAGGGAUCUAAGCAUCUCCCAUGAAGCCAUUUAUUUAGCCAUUUAGGAAUCCAGUGUUCCUAAAGUGCUCCUCACACUAAGACUCAAGUCCUCCCAGAGAGUGCCCAGGGAGAGAGGUUUACGGUAAUCUGUUGCAUAAUUUUUUUUUUCAUUGAAUUAAAUAAAUUAGGUUUGGUUUUCAUUUGCACAAAAUUCAACUGCACUCCUAUAAGAAGAGGUGCCUGUUAAUGAAAUGUGUACAUGUAGUGAAUGUCUGCCUCACAUACUGCAGAGGCCGAGUUAGUCUGUUGACUACUACUCAAAAUGCACGAUGGAAACAGCAUGAUCCCGUCUUCAUUUUUGCACCUCAUGUCUGCACAGCUUUAUUUAAUUUAUUUCAAUGAUUAAGCGAAUGUUUUUAAUUGAAAGAUGUGAAAAUGCAAUUGUGUGGUCACUAAGAAGUGUGAAUAAUAUUGUAUGAAAUUAGUCAGAGGUUUCUGGUCUUUUUCAGGACGGUAAUUAGGUAAAGCAAGUGUACUCAAUAAUAAAUUAGAUCCUCAUUGCAAUAUUUAUAUUUUGUGUCAUAAAUACAAUUUUAAACAGAUCAGAAAGCAUAUGUUAUAUUGUAUGUUUUAUACUCAAUAUGGUGCUACUGUAAUGUCAUUUCCAUGUAAAAAUCUAUAGUAUGUUGUUUUCUGUAGGAUUCAACAGCUAAGCUCGCCACCCUUUUCAGUUUCUUGUCUGGCUUCCACGCAGUGUGUCCCGACCCAGGCAUUCAGAAGCCUAUAGAAUCCUUUGCCCUAACAUGGCACUGGAGCUCCUGCUUCAUCCAAUCACUGUACCAUCUGUUGGCAGUAAGGUCCAGUCAGUUGCACCAAUGCAGGGAGAAGAGAGCAAGGGCUAGAUCCUCUGAUCCAGAUGCAGUCUCAUACUGGAUAACACAUACUGUAUCUUUAAUGGAGAAUCUCUAAUCAGAGUCUUUCUCCUUCUGUUUUGACAAUCUGGGUCUAAGUGACUGGCAACAAUUGUAUACUAAUUGCAAAUAAUACUGACACAAGAUUCCUUUUAAGCACAAUUCAACACAAAGCAGUUGGGCUUGGUGACUAUAGCCAGUUAAGAAAUGACUAAAGGGCUGUCCAGCAGCAUAGAACAUUAGAGGGAACAUGUGUAUAUUUAUCUGUAGAGUUAUAAAGGCAAUUAAGCAUAUUAAGAGAGAAGUGAUUAUAAGGAUCCAGUUAUACAGAAAUGCUUGAUGUGGUUAUCAUUAUUAGUAAACCAACAUAUUUCACUGUUUUAUUAUUAUUAUUAUUAUUAUUAUUAUUAUUAUUAUUUGCACCUGAUAUGAAUGUGGAGUGUCACUAUGGUGUCUGUAUGAUGUGAAAGAACUCACAACAACGCUGCUCAAAUUUGUAACCUCAAAAAAGAUUGAAUAAAAGAAGAAAUAUCUCACUGAGUAGAGAAUCUUAUGUGGAUGCCAUUAACAGUAGAGGAUUAGAAUGCCUUUUGAUACAAAUGAAAAAGCAUCUUAUGUUAGAAAUUUUGAUACACACGGCCUUGUCAGAAACAUCACACUAAUUCAAUUGCCUUUAGCUUUGAUUACGGUGCGCAAUGUGGUGGCAGAUUCACGUGUGAAAAGAAUUUUUCAUGCUACUCUUUCACAGUUUAAAUCCUGGAAUAUACUU
Messenger RNA from Clarias gariepinus (North African catfish), 4218 nucleotides. It is a transcript of the gene ankrd13b, whose product is annotated as ankyrin repeat domain 13B. Gene Ontology annotation, molecular function: protein binding. Lineage: Eukaryota; Metazoa; Chordata; Actinopteri; Siluriformes; Clariidae. Bases 329 to 2230 code for a protein of 633 amino acids. Gene Ontology annotation, cellular component: cytoplasm. The record is from RefSeq and is a predicted model, not a curated record. The transcript has 15 exons.